AUGCACAGUGCCCUGACAGCUGUCAGGCUGGCUUCAAAGCUCUGCCAGAGAGUGCAGCUCCAACUGAAGGCGGGAGAGAAAACAGACAAGGCAGAUGAGUCACCCGUCACAGUGGCAGACUACGGCGCUCAGGCCUUGGUGGCAUGGAGUCUGCAGCGCUCCCUGCCAAAUCAGCCCUUCUCCAUGGUUGCAGAGGAAGACUCCGUGGAUCUCAGGCAGCCAGAGGGGGCAGGCAUGGCAGCGCGAAUCACAGCCAUGGUGAACGAGGUCGUUUCCCAAGAAGAGCCUGGCUCUCAGCCGCUGUCUGAGGCCGAUGUUCUGGGGCUCAUAGACACCGGCGGCUCGGAAGGAGGCUCUCAGGGGAGGCACUGGGUGCUGGACCCAAUAGAUGGCACAAGAGGCUUUGUGGGAAUGCGCCAGUAUGCAGUCUGCCUUGGCCUGCUUGACCAGGGGCAGGUGGUGGUGGGAGUGCUGGGCUGCCCAAACCUGCCCGGCGGGCAAAUACAGGACGAGGACGGCGCCGGCAACUCAGCCGCCAAGGCCGGGACAGAUGGCGUCGGCGUCAUAUUCGCAGCGCAAAAGGGCGCUGGCUCGUACGCAGGGCCCCUGGCAGGCAGCGCGUUUCCACGGGAUCGCUUGCAGCUGUCAGACACGCAGAACUUCUCCCAGAUCCGCUUCAUGGAGUCGUACGAGUCCAAGCACAGCGACUUCAGCUUCACCGCGAAGCUGGCCGCCAAACUUGGCGUCUCCCGGCCGGCCCUGCGGAUCGACAGCCAGGCCAAAUACGGUGCGCUGGCCAGGGGAGAUGCAGCGAUAAACCUGCGAUUCCCCCGGCCGGGCUACAGAGAGAAGAUCUGGGACCACGCAGCCGGCGCGCUCAUCGUGCAGGAGGCCGGCGGUGUCAUCAGCGAUGCUUCAGGAGCCCCUCUUGACUUUGGAAAAGGGAGGUGGCUGGAUCUGGAUAGGGGUAUUGUGUCUGCCACGCCUGCAGUGCAUGCUGCACUGCUGCAGGCCAUCCAGGAAGUCUCUCAAUCAGGGGAUUGA
Molecule: messenger RNA, 1044 nt
Organism: Coccomyxa subellipsoidea C-169
Lineage: Eukaryota; Viridiplantae; Chlorophyta; Trebouxiophyceae; Coccomyxaceae
Product: 3',5'-bisphosphate nucleotidase
Exons: 9
Coding region: 1-1044 (347 amino acids)
Biological process (GO): phosphatidylinositol phosphate biosynthetic process; sulfate assimilation
Molecular function (GO): 3'(2'),5'-bisphosphate nucleotidase activity
Source: RefSeq, a predicted model, not a curated record